This is a messenger RNA of Megalopta genalis, 3326 nucleotides long. RefSeq names its product cyclin B3 (gene CycB3). The record is from RefSeq and is a predicted model, not a curated record. Gene Ontology annotation, molecular function: cyclin-dependent protein serine/threonine kinase regulator activity. Gene Ontology annotation, biological process: mitotic cell cycle phase transition. Lineage: Eukaryota; Metazoa; Arthropoda; Insecta; Hymenoptera; Halictidae.
AACUUCAGUGUUCAGUUUAAUUCAGUUGCUCUGAUGAAACGAACGGACAUUGUAGUAACGUACUAAUGACACAAGAAUUUCUUAAGUGAGAAAAAUUAACACUCCAGAGCACAAGAAAUAAUCCCAACGGUAUCAGGGGAAAACCGUACUUUUAUAUUUUUAAUCAUUCAUGAAAAUGGCGCCAUCGAAAGUAUUUAAUGCCCAAACUAAACAAACUAAUGCUAACAUGGCAACAAAAAAAGGAAUAACAACUAGGAGUCAAAAUUCUGUAUUAAAUAAUGCUUUAAUCAAGCCCCCAGUUGGUAAAGAUCCUCGUUUUAAAAGAAAAGCUGAAGGAUCCCCGCAAAAGGACAAAACUGCGAAAAGAUCUGCUUUAGGAAACAUUACUAAUGCUAUUGGAAAAACGUUGGGAACACACCAGCAAGAUCCAAAGAAAGUAAUAAAAAAGGCAGUAGUCACUCAAACGAAAUCUAACACUCAGACAAAACCCAACACUCAGACAAAACCCAACACUCAGACAAGUUCGAUUCGAACACUUGAAAACACAGUUGCUAUAUCUGAUAAACCUGAGGAAGUACUUCCAAAGCCAAAGUUAGUGCCACGUAUAAAGUCGGUGAAAAAGGUCACUGAAAAAAUUGAAAUACCUAGUACAAUUGUUAAUGUUAGACGUAGUUUAGACUUAGAAAAAUCAGACGAAAGUUCUUUGUAUGUAAGUGCAUUAGAGGAUAUAGGAGAAGACACUGAAAAAAAAUCACGUAGAAGUAAUGUUCAGACUAAUGAAUUGGAGAAAAUUGAGAAAGAAAGUGAAACAAGUAAAUUACCAGUACCUGAGAAAUCUGAGGAAAUAGUAGUAGCUGUUGAUCGAUUAAAUGCUGUACCCGAGAGAGUAGUAGCUGCUCCAUUAAAUGCUGUACCCGAGACAGUAGUAGCUGCUCCAUUAAAUGCUGUACUCGAGAAAGUAGUAACUGCUCGAUUAAAUGCUGUACCCGAUAGAGUAGCAGCUGCUCGAUUAAAUGCUGUACCCGAGAGAGUAAUACCCGAAGGAGUAAAAUGGGACUUCGACGCGGAGAAUUGGCUGGACCCGUUUCAAGUCUCACAUUACGCUAUGGAUAUCUUCGAAUAUUUAAAAAGCAGAGAACGUUUCUUCCCUAUUGCAGAUUACAUGGAGAGGCAAGUAUGUCUCUCACGAUGGAUGAGAGCCUUGUUAGUAGAUUGGAUGGUAGAGGUUCAAGAGUCUUUCGAACUAAAUCAUGAAACCUUAUAUUUGGCUGUGAAACUAGUUGAUCUCUACCUGACAAAGGUAACAGUUGGAAAAGAUACAUUACAAUUGUUAGGUGCUGCAAGUCUUUUUGUAGCGAGUAAAUAUGAUGAAAGAAUACCGCCAAUGAUUGAUGAUUUUUUGUAUAUAUGCGAUGGUAUUUACAAACAAAGAGAAUUAAUUAGAAUGGAAAUGAGUAUUUUAAAAGUGAUAGAUUUUGAUCUCGGCAUACCUCUUUCUUAUAGAUUUCUCAGACGAUAUGCUAGGUGUGCUAAAGUUUCGAUGCCAACACUAACUUUAGCUCGAUAUAUUUUGGAGAAUGCUCUAAUGGAUUAUUCAACCGUGACGUUAAGUGAUAGUAAAAUGGCUUCUGCUGCACUUCUUCUUGCAUUCCAAAUGAAAAAUCUAGGGGGAUGGACUCCAACUUUGGAAUAUUACACUGGUUAUAAAGUUGACGACAUAAGAGAUAUAGUACAUCUCUUAAAUGAAGGAUUGCAUAAGAAGCACAAAGAGGCUUUGCCAACAGUACGGAACAAGUACAGUCAUAAGAUAUUCUUUGAAGUAGCAAAGCUGCCACUAAAAGAUACAUUAGAUAUAUAAGUUUAAGAAAAAAAUAUGGUUGACAAUAAUGAAAUUUAUGAUUAAUUGAGAUGGUCGCCAAGCGUGAAUAACCAUUGUUCGUUUAAAAAUGAAAUUAACAUACCAAUUUAAAUUGAAAACCCUAUUUAAAUUAUCAAUUGUCUUUAAGCCAUAUAAAUUCAAAUGACCGUGAAGCUCAGUGUGAACUUUAUACAGUAUCCAAAAGAACAUAUGAGUAAUACAAUUUUGUUUUUUUUUUCUAUUUUUUUUUCUAGUUAUUUAUACAACUUUCAUAAUUUGUAUAUUAUUCUACAAUAUCAGUAUUUGUAAGUUAUUUUAAUUUUAUUUUGUUGAGAAAUUUAUUAACGCCACGCUUUUAUACUCUACAUUCUGAUAAAGCAAUUGGUAUUUCUAAAGCGUUAUUUUAUAUGCAUGAAAAAAGAUUGAGUGAUAUUAAUCUUUUUAUAUUCUUUCUCUCUUUUCUAUACUUAUAAGUACUAUGAGACAGUUUCAUUACCUUCAAUUGAAUUGGCCCAUGUAUACACGAUACGAAUGAAUAUUAUGAAAUUUAUGCGGCAUUUUCGUUUUUAACGAAGCCGUGAGGAGAGGGUGUGGCGUAUUGUUAUGCAUUGUUGUUGCACUUUAUAGAGACUGAUGAAAGAUACUGUAUGCUCAUAAGUUAAAUACAUAAGGUACUGUUACGUAUGAUACAUUUUCUUAAAUCAUUGUGCGCAUGAAAGUUCACAGUAUGAAAGACAAGGAAAGAAAAUGAUAAAUGAAAGAGAGAAUCCUUUUGCUUUGCUUCUCAAGUUAACAGAAUAAGAGAAAAUUUAUCUUUACGAGUUUCAUGAAAUUGAUAAAUAUAAGUACGUAAAUAUGUAAACUUAACGAAAGAUAUCAUUUUUUCUUACUCUUCAUUUCUCGACAUUCUAUUUAUUGCCAUAAAUUCAACACGUAUUAAUCAGAUGUGAAACGAGAUCUAUUUUGUAGAAUCUGACUCAGGCCAUAGUUACUAAUACAUAAUCAUACUGAUUAAUGUACAUGAUAUAGGUUUUUUUCAAACAAAAAUACCACCUGUGAUAUGAUUGCAUUCAGAUCUUCGAUGGAAUCAAACGCAUCAAAAUUCUCACUUCUUUGUACCUCAAUGAGAUAGUUACGUUAGCAAAUUUAGAAAUACUAUCGAAACGAGAAAUUAGAUAUAUAUCUUCAUCGAGAGGAUAAUUGUACAUAUUUAUCACAAUUAUUAAUGUGUACAUAUUUUCAAAAAUUAUUAGGACAAAUUUAAAGCGAUUUCUUUUUAAUGGAAGCCAUACAACUAGAAAUAUUAUUCAACUAUAAGACUUAUUCAAAUUAGGUGGUGUACAUAUUGUGUAAUAAUAUAUUUUUUUACAGUCAGUGAAUGUAUCGAUGCCUACUAUUUUGUAAGACGUGUGUAUGUGAACCAUUGUAAACAAAACGUAAUUUAAUAAAAUCAAACAAUGAUUUUUAA